GUCACCAAAUUAAAGCUCCACUCUCUUCACGCAUUAUCGUAUUCUACAUAUACUUACCUAGCUAGCCAUAUAGUGUAGGUGUAGAAUACAAAUAUAGAUAGAAUGGCGGUGGAAUUCCCGGCGGCCGGCAGCGAUUUCAAAGUGCGGGAACGACUCCGGUCAAAUGUGGUAGAAGUGGUCAACCUCUCUCUCCUUGUGCUCUUCUUCUUCCUCGUGGAAUUUUCCUUCGCUGUCGUCAUCCUAAAUCAUAAUGCUACGGCGGCGGCAGGAGUUAGUUGUUGUGUCUUGACGACGACGACCCUGCUCCUGCUCUACUACGCCUCCGUCGCCGUCCUCGGCCGUCCGGCGAUUUACGUGGUGGACUACGUGUGCUACAAGCCCCCGAGCUGCCUGAGAGUUCCCUUCUCUUGGUUCCAGGAGCACCUCCCCGUGGCCGGCAUCUUCGACGGGAACUCCAUAGCCUUCAUGACCAAACUCCUAAGCCUGUCCGGGCUGAGCGAGGAGACCUACCUGCCACCGGCCCUCCACUACAUGCCUCUGAGACCGGCCGACAACCACCGGGAAGCCAUGGAGGAAGCCCGGAUGGUGCUGUUCCCCAUCUUCGAGCAGCUGCUGUCGGGCAACGGGCUGUCCCCCGGUGACGUGGACAUCCUGGUGGUGAACUGCAGCGGGUUCUGCCCGGACCCGUCGCUGGCGUCGAUGGUCGUCAGCAGGUUCGGCAUGAGAGAGGACGUCAGGUGCUUCAACCUCACCGGAAUGGGGUGCAGCGCCAAUACGGUGGCGGUGGACAUUGUGAGGAACAUGAUGGUGGCGUCGUCUUCCCGCCCGCGCCGCCGGACGUACAACGCUGUCAUUCUCAGCACUGAGAUCUUGUCCACAGAAGAAGUUUCUUGACAAGUCCGCGGAGAUAUACGUCCCCAAUUUCAAGUCGGCGAUACAGCACUUCUGUUUCCCGGCGACCGGAAAGUCGGUCGUCCGGGAGACGGCGAAGAGGCUGAAGUUGGGAGAGGAGGAUAUGGAGCCGGCAUUGAUGGCAGUGUACAGGUUUGGGAACCAAUCGUCGGCGUCACUGUGGUACGAGUUGGCUUACUUGGAGGCUAAAAACAGAGUGAAGAAAGGGGACAGGAUUUG
Messenger RNA from Cuscuta campestris, 1131 nucleotides. NCBI's taxonomy places the organism in Eukaryota, Viridiplantae, Streptophyta, Magnoliopsida, Solanales, Convolvulaceae. The record is from the annotation of a GenBank genome assembly.